AUCCCUCCUUAUCCUUCUUCUACUUUCAGUCUCUACUGUUCUGCUCUCUGCUUUUUUGCUUCUUUCAACUAAACUAGCUACCUCUUUGUUUUGUCUCUCAUCAGCUUCUACUUCACACUCAUAAAAUAGGGCUUUGUCCUUCUCUUUCAAGGAAAAAUUGUGUUACCCUACACAAUUAGGGUUACUGCCCACUGUUGGGGAUUGUGUUCGUCCAACGAAGAUCAGACACGCGGCAAGCAUGAAGGAGAACGGAAGCAGCAGGAAACAAGGUGCACCCUCGCCGUGUGCAGCAUGCAAGCUUCUCAGAAGGAGGUGCGCUCAGGAUUGUGUGUUUGCUCCCUAUUUUCCUGCGGAUGAGCCCCAAAAGUUUGCUAAUGUUCACAAAGUGUUUGGUGCCAGCAAUGUCAACAAGAUGUUGCAGGAGCUGCCAGAGCACCAAAGAGGAGAUGCAGUAAGUAGCAUGGUGUAUGAAGCAAAUGCCAGGGUGCGAGACCCAGUUUAUGGUUGUGUUGGGGCAAUUUCGUCCUUACAACAACAGAUUGAUGUGCUUCAAACCCAACUGGCUCUAGCUCAGGCAGAGGUGGUGCACCUCAGGGUGCGUCAGACUGCAUCAUUCUCUAACCAUGGGUUAAGUCCGGCUAGCCCAAGUAAUAGUGGGUCACCCCCAUCUAAGUUCAUGGGUUCUCAGGCCCGGCCUAUUUUCGACAUGGAUAUGAUGGUGGACCAUACCAGCUUGGGAUUGGGAGAGUCCAUGUGGUCAUGCUAAGCUUAAUUAAUUUCUAAUGUUUACUCUACUAUAAUCUAGAGAGUAAUUAGUUUUGGUAUUCAUGCCUAAUAUUUGCUUUACUACUUAUGUAGUCCUUAAAUGAACACCGGGGGUAAACCUAGUGACGGUUACAACAGUAAAAGCGGUGGCGGUGAUGGUGACGAUGACAGUGACCAAGGCGAUUCGCCCGCUUGAGUUCGAGAUUGAUUUUCCAUUAGUAACUAGAUUGUAAAUAUUAGUUUAACUUGUUUAUAUUUAUAUUGGGUAAUCAUAUAUUUGUGGGACUUUUUAUAUUUGCUCCAAGUGACUGGUUGACUUUGGAUGUGUGAAUCCACCAAACAUAUUGACAGUUUGGGGAAAAGAGUGGGAACGAAAUUUGAAAGAGGAUUGUAGUAGGAUUUGCAGAUUGUGGAGCAGUCAUGUAUGGAAUAUUAUUGGUAAUCAUAGUAAAAUUCCACCUA
This is a messenger RNA of Pyrus x bretschneideri (Chinese white pear), 1227 nucleotides long. Its product is annotated as LOB domain-containing protein 4. The transcript has 2 exons. The record is from RefSeq and is a predicted model, not a curated record. NCBI's taxonomy places the organism in Eukaryota, Viridiplantae, Streptophyta, Magnoliopsida, Rosales, Rosaceae. The coding region runs from base 239 to 766 and encodes 175 amino acids.